This is a messenger RNA of Penicillium daleae, 540 nucleotides long. Its product is annotated as peroxiredoxin family protein. Gene Ontology annotation, molecular function: thioredoxin peroxidase activity. The transcript has 5 exons. Lineage: Eukaryota; Fungi; Ascomycota; Eurotiomycetes; Eurotiales; Aspergillaceae. Gene Ontology annotation, cellular component: cytoplasm; peroxisome; mitochondrion. The coding region runs from base 1 to 540 and encodes 179 amino acids. Gene Ontology annotation, biological process: hydrogen peroxide catabolic process; cell redox homeostasis; cellular response to oxidative stress. The record is from RefSeq and is a predicted model, not a curated record.
AUGUUCGCCCGCCGUCUCGCCACCGCUCUCCCCCGCGUCCAGGUCGCCCCCUUCCACAGCACCGCACGCAACCUCGUCCAGAAGGGCGACCCCAUCCCCAACCUGAACGUCCUCGUCGAGAACUCUCCGGGUAACAAGGUCAACCUCGCCAAGGAGAUCAAGGGCAAGGCUGUUAUCGUUGGCACCCCCGCCGCCUUUAGCCCCGCUUGCUCCAGCACCCACGUUCCGGGAUACAUUAACCACCCCAAGCUGAAGGAGGCUGGCCAGGUCUUUGUCGUUUCCGUCAAUGAUCCCUUUGUCACCCAGGCAUGGGGCGUUUCCCUGGACCCCCAGGGCAAGAGUGGCGUCCGCUUCCUCGGCGACCCAACCGGCAAGUUCACCGAGGCCCUUGACUUGAGCUUCGACAGCGUCGCCAUCUUCGGCAACAACCGUAGCAAGCGGUAUGCUCUGCUGGUGGAGGAUGGCAAGGUCAAGGAGGCCUUUGUCGAGCCUGAUAACACGGGCGUGAACGUGUCUGCUGCGGAGAAGGUGCUCGGUUAA